Molecule: messenger RNA, 2886 nt
Organism: Homarus americanus (American lobster)
Lineage: Eukaryota; Metazoa; Arthropoda; Malacostraca; Decapoda; Nephropidae
Product: tektin-3-like
Exons: 9
Coding region: 1117-2529 (470 amino acids)
Biological process (GO): cilium assembly; cilium movement involved in cell motility
Cellular component (GO): microtubule cytoskeleton; nucleus
Source: RefSeq, a predicted model, not a curated record
CUUCUUACCGGUUACUUUGCUUAUUGAACACCUACAUUUCGAACGGAUAAAACCUAUAUAUUGAAAUUAGUUAAUUUUACCGCCACAUCACCCCGUUAAGUACUGGACUGCGGUGUCCCUCAGGACCCAUUUAGUUUAAAACUCGGGUUGAAACACGACGACCCUCUUCAAGGGAAGAUAUUGUUUAAUAAUACAGGCGAAAGGCUCUUGCACUGUUCGAUGGUGCUGACAAUUGGAUUGUUUGAGUGUUUUCUCUCAACCCCACAGCAGACAUGAUGAUAUAGGAAGAGUGGGAAGAGUGCUUCUGCUCAAACUGUAAGGACGUGUUCGACCCCAAGUAACUGGACACUCUUCGCUAUGUAAUGUAUUUCCGAUAUACCUGUAGAGCAUCCUUAUCCUCGCCUGGUUCAGUUUCAGUCACUCCCUCCAGCCAAGUUUAUCAGUAGCCGAGUGGGCUGGCAGCGCAAGGAUGGAGAGUUGGUUACCUGACAGGCCAUUUGCUCCCGACAUAAGUGCUGAAAAUUAUAUCUUGUGCAUGCAAGUGAGGGUUUGAAGACUGGUGUAGCUGUUGCAAGACAGGGCUGGAAUGUACACAUCCACAGACCUUCCCAUGCCCUUGAUUUACAGAAUGAUGUUAAUGACUGACUAGACUUAUCACAGACGUAAUGGUAUGCUGACUCCACCAGAUUAGUGACUACAGUGUAUGGUAGUCCUUAUUGUUAGUUGAGGAUUAUUAUUUGGACCUUAAAAUUUUACAUUGAAAAUAUAUUUUUUUUUUGGAAAUUUUUGAUAUGUUUGUAUUGGAAAAAGAGUUACAUCAUCGUCACGUCGCCCUUGCCCAAAAUCCUAGUCAGAUGUAAAGAUCAUCAUUUUAUUACGUAUAUCUAAACUUAUGCUAAUUAGUUCAACGCACAAUUAAUUUUUUCGCUUCAUUAUAUUCAGCACACCUCAAAAUCAGGAAGUACACACGAAAAUUCUUGUUCUUAGGCUCUGUCUGUCAGUCUGUCUGUCUGUCUGUCUGUCUUAUUCAAUAUAUUCAAUAUGCAUAACGUAUGUAAAACCCAUUAAAAAUCAGGUGUAUAAACGAGGCGUGAGUAAGAAGCUCAGCAUAUCAUUAUGUCCGGGGUACCAGCGCUCUAUCAUCAGCCCCCAGCGGCGCUCAAUAGCACUGUAGCCAUGAAGACAGUUGAUACCAAACCCUUCGAGCAGAGCCUGUCGUUAGUGCCGCCGACUCUCAGCCGGUCUUACCCUACGGAGAGCCGAGUUUUGGAUUCAGUGAGGUUCCCCAACAUCUUUACAUCGGCCACUGCUACCAUGAAGACCCGAUACACGCCUGCGGAUUGGUCACAGAGCAACUUGGAUCACUACAGUCAUGCUGACAACACGCGCGGAAUAUCAGAACGAGUCAGAGAUGAUGCCGUCCGACUUGUAGGUUACACGUAUGAUAGGACGAACAUCGCCCAGAGGGAAAGUUCUCAGCGUCUGGGGGAACGAGUAAGCGACAUAACCUUCUGGAGGAGCGAAUUGAUGCAGGAACUUGACCGAAUGUUGGCCGAGACGAACCGACUCAAUGAUUCCCGUCGCGCUCUAGAACACGCUUACAGGGACACGGAAAACCCCUUGCAUGUCACCAAGGAAUGUCUCUACUUUAGGGAGAAUCGACAAGGGAUCGACUUGGUGAGGGAUCAUCCAGAAGAGAGUAUGCUGAGGGAAGUGGAUACCAUCAAGGACUGCCAAGCGCGUAUGAAGAACCUCCUCGAUCGUGUCAACCUUCAGCUGAGUCGUAAUAGGGCAGCCCGGCAAGACCUGGAACACGAUACGAUGAACAAGAAUCACUCAUUAACCAUCGACCACACCCAGCACUCGCUCCAUAACCACUCCGCUGCUAUCACGUAUUAUCCUGCCGUCGAGAGGAUUGAUAACACUGUCAGUGUGCCGGAAACUUGGGCAGAAUUCAGCAACCGGAACAUACAGCAAAGCCAGACCGAGAGGACCAGCUCACAGCGGUUACGUCAGGAGGUAGACGCCCUCAUAGCUGCCACCCACCAGGAUAUGUGGACCGCUUGGGCAUCCUCCAAUACUUCCCUCACUCAUCGUGCCGGGGAGACGAACGACACAAGGAGCAAGUUGCUAGCUCACAGAGACAGGGUACAGAGGGAGAUGAACGACUUGGAACGUCAUAUAGAUAUGCUGAAGAAGGCCAUCUUGGACAAGUCUGCACCGCUUAAGGUAGUACAGACGAGGCUGGAGGGUCGUACCCACCGGCCAGAGAUGGAGUUGUGCAGGGAUCCACCGCAACACAGGAUGGUCCGUGAAGUACAGGAACUGAGCGAGAGUGUAGAGUCACUGCGCCACAAGCUGUCAGAGGCAGAAAACUCGUUACAUCGCCUGGCGCAAAUCCGUGCCCGGCUUGACCAUGACCUGGGCGUUAAGACCAAUUCCAUUUACAUUGACCGUGAUAAAUGUCUGGCGAUCAGAAAGAGCUUCCCACUCUCCCAGCCUCACAUGGUGGACUUUACUCUCUACUAAUACUGAACAGUUGAUGACCUCUUGAAGCUAUGUUCUGAGAAAAACUUGGUUCCUAACACAACAAACUGUCUACUAACACACCUAACUGUCUACUAACACAACAAACUGUCUACUAAACACAACAAACUGCCUACUAACAACAACAAAUUGUCUACUAACACAACAAACUGUCUACUAACAACAAACUGACUACUAGCACAACAAACUGUCUACUAACACAACAAACUGUUUACUAACACAACAAACUGUCUACUAACACAACAAACUGACUACUAGCACAACAAACUGUCUACUAACACAACAAACUGUCUACUAACACAACAAACUGACUACUAGCACAACAAACUGUCUACUAAC